AUGGCCGGAAGGGCUGCGACAUCGUCGGCUAAAUGGGCGAAAGAGUUUUUGCUCAGAAGAGUCUCAUCGAAUCCUCUUGGAUCGAUUCGAAACUGUUCUUCGGCUCCUGGAGCUACCUCUGCACCUAAAAAAGUCCCUCAUUUUUCCAAGAAAGGAAGGAUAUUGACCGGAGCUACGAUUGGACUGGCCAUAGCUGGAGGAGCUUAUGUGAGUACUGCAGAUGAAGCAACCUUCUGUGGGUGGCUAUUCUCAGCAACAAAGGUUGUGAACCCUUUCUUUGCUCUCUUGGAUGCUGAGUUUGCGCAUAAGCUGGCUGUUUCAGCUGCUGCUCGCGGGUGGGUACCUAGAGAAAAGAGGCCUGAUCCACAGAUCUUGGGACUUGAAGUCUGGGGAAGGAAGUUUUCAAACCCAAUUGGUCUCGCUGCUGGUUUUGACAAAAACGCUGAGGCUACCGAGGGCUUGCUAGGAAUGGGAUUUGGCUUUGUUGAGGUUGGCUCCGUUACUCCUGUUCCACAAGAAGGCAACCCAAAACCACGCAUCUUCAGAAUAAGCCAAGAUGGAGCUAUUGUCAAUAGGUGUGGAUUUAACAGCGAAGGGAUUGUUGUGGUUGCGAAGAGGUUGGGUGCUCAACAUGGUAAAAGAAUGUUGGCGGAAACAUCAGGCACUUUGUCAACUACAAGUGAUGAAGUGAAACCAGGGGGCAAGUCAGGACCUGGUAUUCUUGGGGUCAACCUUGGAAAGAACAAGACUAGUGAAGAUGCUGCAGCUGACUAUGUCCAAGGAGUUCAUAACCUAUCUCAGUAUGCUGAUUACUUGGUUAUCAAUGUUUCAUCACCCAAUACUGCAGGGUUGCGUAUGCUUCAGGGAAGGAAACAGUUGAAGGACCUUGUAAAGAAGGUUCAAGCAGCUCGGGAUGAGAUGCAGUGGGGAGAUGAUGGUCCUCCUCCUCUUCUUGUCAAGAUCGCUCCUGAUUUGUCCAGAGGAGAGCUCGAAGAUAUUGCAGCGGUUGCUCUUGCUCUCCACUUGGAUGGUCUGAUCAUAUCAAAUACUACAGUGUCAAGGCCAGAACCUGUAACCAACGACCCUGUGGCAAAAGAAGCAGGUGGUUUGAGUGGGAAACCGCUCUUUGCUCUCUCCACCAACAUGUUGAGUGAGAUGUACACUUUGACACGAGGAAAGAUUCCACUGAUAGGCUGCGGCGGUGUUAGCAGUGGUGAGGAUGCUUACAAGAAAAUAAGAGCCGGAGCAACUCUUGUUCAGCUGUACACAGGGUUUGCCUAUGGAGGACCCGCUCUCAUCCCACAAAUAAAGGAGGAACUGGUGAGUUGCUUAGAAAGGGAUGGCUUCAAGUCGAUUCAAGAAGCAAUCGGUGCGGAUCACAGAUGA
Messenger RNA from Microthlaspi erraticum, 1386 nucleotides. Lineage: Eukaryota; Viridiplantae; Streptophyta; Magnoliopsida; Brassicales; Brassicaceae. The record is from the annotation of a GenBank genome assembly.